Messenger RNA from Cucurbitaria berberidis CBS 394.84, 1468 nucleotides. RefSeq lists its product as uncharacterized. The coding region runs from base 125 to 1330 and encodes 401 amino acids. Gene Ontology annotation, molecular function: gamma-glutamylcyclotransferase activity. The transcript is spliced from 2 exons. The record is from RefSeq and is a predicted model, not a curated record. NCBI's taxonomy places the organism in Eukaryota, Fungi, Ascomycota, Dothideomycetes, Pleosporales, Cucurbitariaceae.
AUCUAGAUAACGGUCUGGUCUCUUUAAAGCACUUAUCGACAGUAUUCGUGAAGCAUACGGGCAACUAAUUUGGCUUUUGUACCUGAACCAAAACCCAGACAUCAUUGCGCAAUCUGGUACCACGAUGACCGAAGUGUUACCCAUCACCCGGCACGAAUCCCAGCGCGUAGAUUACUGUUCCAAAAUCGUCAGCCAACUACAAGCCUUGCGACGCUGUAACCAUACCCCGAAGAGCGUCUUUGCUCCGCUUCCACAGCCAUCGCGAGAGCGCCUCGAUGCCUCGUUGACUGACACACCCCUCAAUACCGAGACGCCUGCGUUGUCGAAUGGCUUCGCACAAGAGAAGCAGAAGACGGUGCUAUAUCUUGCCUACGGCUCGAACCUAUGCAAUGAGACGUUUAGAGGCGUACGCGGCAUUCGGCCCCUAUCGCAGGUCAACGUCCUGGUCCCAUCGCUACGAUUGACCUUCGACCUCCCAGGUAUGCCCUACGCGGAGCCCUGCUUUGCUAAUAGCGCGUGGCGGGCGCCAGCGACAGUAGAUCACGACUAUGGGCAUUCCAAGGGAGAACGAUACCACAAAGACCGUUGGCAUAAGGGUCUUGUGGGGGUAGUGUACGAAGUCACCCUCAGCGACUACGCGCAUAUCAUAGCAACCGAAGGCGGGGGCUCAGCCUACCACGACAUCCUCGUCGAUUGCUACGUUUUACCCAACUCCGAUACAGUACCCUCCUCGCCCGACUCAUACCCCUUCAAAGCGCAUACUUUAUUCGCACCAGUCCAAGACGGCGACGACAGUUCGCAAUCCUCAGAUCGAGUCAUCCGACCCGAUCCCAGCUAUGCGCAACCCUCGGCGCGGUACCUCAAGCUCAUUACCGACGGCGCUGCUGAAUGCGAUUUACCAGCCGAAUAUCAGGACUACCUGCACGAUAUACGCGCAUACACCAUUUCGAGCAAGAGACAAGCGGCUGGCAAGGUGUUGUUUCUGGCCAUUUGGCUGCCGUUCGUUAUGUUCGUCAUUACACUUUCGAGGAAGUUGCAGGAUAAGAAGGGGAGAGCGCCUUGGUGGUUGGGGAAACUAAGCGCUAUGUUGUUUGCGGGCAUGUGGCUGAGCUAUGAUGAAGUGUUCAAGAAGACUUUUGGAGAUGGGGAGAGAACGGUGGGCGAUGAGGCAUUGUGGGACGCGCAAAGCACAAAUUCCAAAGCGACUUCAGAGCAUAGUAACACAAAGAGUACAGAGGAACAUCGCUUGCUUGAAGGUGCCCUCGAUGGCAAGCAUGAGAAGAGCGGAGGGGACACUGCGGAUUGGAAUAGAUUUCGCGAUAUUGUUUAACGAAUUUUAGAUUAUACAGGGCUUAGGUAAAGAGUGUUAGUUACGGAAUCAAUAACACUACGCUACCAGCCAUUAGGAAAUGUUAAUGGAGAGCGAUUGCAGGUUACUGAUGAAGGAGCGGCCGGUGCCUACCGAUGA